Bufo gargarizans (Asiatic toad) is the source of this 2383-nucleotide messenger RNA. RefSeq names its product SPT20 homolog, SAGA complex component (gene SUPT20H). Bases 1 to 2103 code for a protein of 700 amino acids. Gene Ontology annotation, biological process: regulation of transcription by RNA polymerase II. Lineage: Eukaryota; Metazoa; Chordata; Amphibia; Anura; Bufonidae. Gene Ontology annotation, molecular function: transcription coregulator activity. The record is from RefSeq and is a predicted model, not a curated record. Gene Ontology annotation, cellular component: SAGA complex. The transcript is spliced from 17 exons.
AUGACCAUAUUCCCGAACCGCUGCUGCUUCUCCCCGUGCGCGGAUGAAAACAUCCGGUUUCCAUCCGCGCGCGGGGAAACGGAGCUGCGGGAGACCAGGAGCAAGGCAGGGAGCCAGGAAGACAAGUUGCAAUUGGAGAGCCAACUUAUUCUGGCAACUGCCGAACCGCUAUGCCUUGACCCGUCGAUAUCUGUCGCCUGCACUACAAACCGCCUGCUGUACAACAAACAGAAGAUGAACACUGGUCCCAUGAAGCGGUGUCUGAAGCGAUUCUCCAGACCGGCUCUGAACAGGCAGCAGGAAUUAUCCAACUGCCCUAUCCCACCGCAGCUCAGUCUUCUCGAUUAUCUACACAAGAGGAAGGAAAGGAAAGCCUCGCAACCUCAGUUUGAUCUAAAAAUAUCCAAAACUGGAAACUACGUCGACUUAUGGAAACAAAAUCCUUGCUCCCUUGCCGUACCCUCUGAAGUGGAUGUUGAAAAAUAUGCAAAAGUGGAAAAAUCUAUCAAACUUGAUGACUCGCAACCUACGGUCUGGCCAGCAGAUGAAUCAAAAGAGGAGUAUAUCUUUGAAUGUGAAAACGGGGCUCCUUUCCAGAAGGCAAAGUUAACCAUCUUUCAGAAUGUAGGAAAUCCUUUGUACUAUGGUAAAAUGCAGAGCUCUACAGCCGAUGAAGAAGAUGCCUUCCACAGCCCUCAUUCUCAAUUUCUUAUUGGAGCUAAAACCGAUAUUGAUAGAAUGGUAGGUCAGUACCAGGACUUAUUCAAAAAUGAAUCCAAAGGGUUGGUGAAGAUGUCUUACAACGCAGGAGGGGUGUCAAGCCAAAAUCCUCUCUCUCCAGGCAAGGAAAUGGAGUCAGAUGGCAUCACAGGUUCCAUCCAGUCCUCGAUGCUGGGAAAAGGAGUGAAGCACAGACCUCCUCCCAUCAAACUUCCUUCCAACUCUGGGAGCAGUUCUUCUGGUAAUCUUUUUAGUCCCCAGCAGUCAAGUGGCCACCUCAAAUCCACAACUCCUCCGCCAUCUAAACCUCCCAGCAUCUCUCGUAAACAGUCUAUUGACGUCAACCAAGCCAGCCUGCUGUCCCCCGCUGCAUUGUCACCUGCUGGCUCUUCACAAAGAUCCGGAACUCCCAAACCAUCUACUCCUACACCAACCAACACCCCUACAUCGACCCCGCACCCACCCGAUGUUUUGGCCUCCGCUUCUCUCACUCCUUCUGUAACCCCCACACCCCAAGAUUCAAGUUUUAAUUCACAGCCUACUUUGAUAGCACAGUUUGCCCAACAGCAAAUGUCUCUGAGUCAGGGGUUACCUGUAAUGACUAUUCCGCUGUCCACCAUGGUAACCUCUAUAACAACUGGAACAGCCUCCACCCAAGUCAUGACAAACCCCGCAGGACUUAAUAUCAUCAAUGUAGUUGGAUGUGGCCCACAGGCAUUGAUGAGUGGCUCAAAUACCAUGCUGGGGUGUAGUACUGGUGCCAUAACCCCUGCAGGGAUAAAUCUGAGUGGCAUUUUACCAUCAGGAGGCCUGGUGCCAGGUACAAUGCCAGCUGCCAUGCAGUCUGCCUCUCAGGCAGGUGGUCCCUUUGGUAUAAAAAACAAUCCCAACUUGAGACCAUUAAAUCUGCUACAGCUUCCCGGUGCUUCACUUAUAUUCAAUCCAAUGCAACAACAACAGCAGCCGCAGCUGUCCCAGUAUUCACCACAGCAGGCUCAGCAGACGGCUACCUCCAGCCCCCAGCAAAGCGACCAGCUGGGGCUGUUACCAUCGGGAAUGGAACAAGGUGCUAACAGUCAGGAGCAGACAUUAACUUCUCAGCAAGCUGCGGUCAUUAAUUUAACAGGAGUAGGUGGUUUUAUGCCUCAGCAGACAACUGUGUUAUCUCAGCUCGGCUCAAACAGACCCGGGCACAAACUGCCACACAAGAGUACGCAUCUAUCUCCUGCCUUACAACUGCAAAAGCCGCAAGCCUUGCAGCAGCAACAACCACCCAUACAAUUGCAAUUCUUGCAACAUCAAAUGCACCAAAUGGCUAUGGCAGCAGCACAAGCUCCACCGCCCCUUCCACCACAUUCAGACAGCAGAUCAAGAAAUAAGUGAAGAGGACCCGUCUCCAACCAACCUGGACCCGAACAGCUAAGGACAUCGGCCACUCCUGUCCACCACUGACAAAUCAGACACCGAAUGGACUCAUCCGCCAAAAAUUGCCUUCUCUACAAUAGUUUUAAAUGUGUUUUAAUGAUAUAAAUAGAUCAAUUAUUUUUUUUAUAUAAAAAGGUUUGCUGAAAAGAUGACAAACUCUGAACUUUGCAGGAAAAAAAAAAGCGACUCGAGAUUUUACAGACAAGGAUGUUUUUAAGUGUUCUUAGAUGCAUUAAAA